CAAACCCAUUAACCCAAAUCUCUCUCUCUCUCUCUCUCUCUCUCUCUCGUCAACGAGUUCUGCUGUUUUCACUUCAAGUCCUUUAAUUCAGCCCAAAACCAAUCUCCCAAACUCCACUGUCGAUUCCAUUACUCGAUUCAACUCUUCCUUCUCUCGAUUUUUCUUUCCCCAUUCCAUUUUGUUGUUUCUAUUGCUUUCCGUUUUCCUUAGGGUUUUAAUGAGUAAUUAGUGUAAUUUAUUUGGGGAAAAAGUGAUUUUACCUUGCGUUAAUGGAGGUGCCGCCCCUCGCUCCGACUGCCGCGCGAAAUGGCGGAUUUGCGAUGCCGUCGUCUUCGUCCCAACCUUCUCGCAAGGAGUGGGCCGCUGUGUCCGAGCAAUCGGUUCGAAACUCCGCUAACGAGGAGUUGGGGCGUUCAAAACAAGUUCAUUCUGACGAGAGAUUGACAUACGAGUUACAGCAUGGGAGGGAGCCAGUGGAUGUGGAUUUUUGCUCGAUAACUAUUGAUGGGAAUUUGAACAACAAUAUUUUGCAGCAGAGACUUCAUGAACUGGCAAAACAAAGGGAGGAAUUGCAGCUUAUGGAGAUUGAGCUUCGUGCACAGAACAUUGCGAGAUCCGAGAUUGCCAGAAUUCACAGUAACUUUGAUGCUCAAAUCACAGAGCAUGGAAAUGCUAAUGUUAAACUGCAGGAGCAAUUGCAUGAAAAGGAAGAGAACAUACGCGAGCUGGAGAGAAAGAUUGAAGAGAAGGAUAGAGAGUUGCAUGCUAUUAGAUUGGACAAUGAAGCGGCUUGGGCUAAACAGGAUCUUUUGAGGGAACAAAACAAAGAGCUUCAGAGCUACAGGAGGGAAAGGGACAGCUCCGAAGCUGAAAGGGUGCAGCAUAUUAGUCAAAUCCAUGAACUUCAGGAACAUAUUCAAGAGAAAGAUCGCCAGUUCAUGGAGUUGCAGGAACAGCAUAGAAUUGCUCAAGAAACCCUUAAUUUUAAAGAGGAGCAGUUACGAGAUGCUCAAGCCUGGAUGACUCGUGCACAUGAAUUGGAUGCUUUGAAUUCAAGUACUAACCACAAUUUACAAGCUGAGCUGCGAGAUCGUACAGAUCAUUAUAAUCAACUCUGGCUUGCUUGUCAAAGACAGUGUGGUGAGAUGGAAAGGCUUCAUUUGCACAUACAACAGCUCCAGCUUGAGUUGGUCGACGCUAGAGAGAAGACUGGAAGUAACAUGGAUGGUUCAAAUAUCUCCCAGAUUGAUGCUUCUAAACUAGAACAGAGCAAUGACGGCCAGCAGGAUGUGAAUAUUAGAGGUUCACAGGGUACAAACAUUGGCAGCAUACAAAAUGGAAAUAUUGUAUGUGUUUCUGAUGGAAACACAUCAACACAGGCUGACAAUGUUAAAGUUGUUGCGUUUGCUCCUUCAUCCCUUCUUGGCAUGCCACCCUAUGCUCAACCAGGACAGGUGACUGCUUUGCAUCCAUUUGUAAUGCAUCAACAAGGUGUUCCUCACCCAUCACAUGUUAUGCAAUCUCAUUUUCACUCGGUAUCCACAAUGCCCUCCGAUCAAAAUUCGCAGCAGGGUCAACCAGAAGGCCAACAUGUUCCUAUCCCUAAUCAAUAUGAUCAGGAAACCGAACAAAAUUUGGUGAAAACUCACUCUAAUAUUGGCUACAAAGCUUCUGGGAAUGGUCAAAUUUUUCAUGUGACUAAUUUGGAAACAAAUAUCAGCCAAGGAUUAGAUGCUGAUUCAAUCCCAUCAGCAAAUGAAGAUAGCAAGGUUCUUGACUCCACUGGAAAGAGUUAUGACAAGACACAAUCUCCAGAGAGCUUGCAGAAAGUUUCUUCGCAUUUUCGAAACGCACUUAGUUUGGAUCAUCUAGAAAAUGAAAAUGACACUAAGCCACAGGAGAAACAAGUCAACCCUGUCCAUGAUCACGGAACGGAAAACAAGAGUACAAUGGAAAAUCUCAAUCUUGCUGGCCUGGUGUUGUCCGAAAGAGAUGCUAGUGUUAAGAAUUUCAGUGAGAAGAUCACAAAUAACGGCUCGAGUACUGAUAAGGCUGGUGCAUCUGUAUCUGCGGGGCAGAAAAGUAUCACAGGAAACACUGCAGAAAGUUUUCUACUAGAUGAAAGAGUAUUAUUGGCUUCUAUAGUUCGCACAAUAGGCUCUGGUGGCAGAAUUAGGAUUAGUUCAACGCUUCCAAAUAGACUUGGGAAAAUGCUUGCCCCACUUCACUGGUAUGACUACAAAAGGAAGUAUGGAAAGCUUGAUGAUUUUAUAGCUGGUCAUCCAGAACUAUUUCUGAUUGAGGGCGACUACAUUCAGCUUCGUGAAGGCGCACAGGAAACCAUAGCAGCCUCAGCAGCUGUUGCCAGAGUUGCUGCGGCAGCCGCUGCAGCUCCAUUGUCAAACUCGUCAUUGUUGCCCUCUGUAGCAGUAACUCCCAUGGCUCAGUCCCACCGACUAAAGAAGGCCUCACCUCAUGACUCAUCGUAUGUAAAUGUUAAUAAGAGCAGCUUUAAUGAGCUUGGUGCUCCUAGACCCUUGAAUGCGAAUGAGCAUCCUUCUCAGUUCUCAGCUGCGCAGAGUCGCAACAUAAAUGGUGGUUCACUUCGUGUUCCUGGAGGAUCUCAUGGGAGGCCUGGAAUGAGUUCAGCUGGGAAACAACAAAGGGCAGUUGGGGCUGUGCCAAAUGUGAGAAGAUAGGUAUGCUAUGAGUCUCUUUUGCAGGCAAUGGCAGUAUUGCUAGAUUGUUGGCAUCAAGUGCUGAGAAAAGAAAUGGAAUGGACUGACUGGCAAAAGGCUUUAAUCUGUCAAGUUAAACUGUCCAACUAUCUUUUUAUCCUGUUCAAAUCGGUUCAGGAUACUUGUUAUUUAAAAUAUCUAUACACUUAUAUUUGGAGAGCUCAAAUUUUUUGUUUCUUCUUGUGUUGAGAGUGCAUUGAUGAAGAUGCAGCCUUCCAGCAUUUUGAUUUUAGGUUAAUGAAAAGCAGUGCCAUGUUUUUUGAAUUUAUUAAAGAAGAGAUGUUUGAUCAA
Salvia splendens (bonfire salvia) is the source of this 3029-nucleotide messenger RNA. RefSeq names its product RNA polymerase II degradation factor 1. Bases 270 to 2699 code for a protein of 809 amino acids. The record is from RefSeq and is a predicted model, not a curated record. The transcript is spliced from 16 exons. NCBI's taxonomy places the organism in Eukaryota, Viridiplantae, Streptophyta, Magnoliopsida, Lamiales, Lamiaceae.